Molecule: messenger RNA, 3782 nt
Organism: Leguminivora glycinivorella
Lineage: Eukaryota; Metazoa; Arthropoda; Insecta; Lepidoptera; Tortricidae
Gene: pros
Product: homeobox protein prospero
Exons: 8
Coding region: 645-3383 (912 amino acids)
Biological process (GO): regulation of transcription by RNA polymerase II
Cellular component (GO): nucleus
Molecular function (GO): RNA polymerase II cis-regulatory region sequence-specific DNA binding; DNA-binding transcription factor activity, RNA polymerase II-specific
Source: RefSeq, a predicted model, not a curated record
GCGGCCGGCCGGGCCGCGCGGCGAAAUAUUCGUUCCUCGUGCUCUUGUGAUCAUAAAAAUUAAAAUAAACAAAAUUCAAAAUAAAACUCUAACCGCGUCUAAUCGAAAAUAUUUUUAGGCUAAAACCCUCGACCCUAAAUUUUUUAACCUAAACUGUUGGUGGAAAAAAGUUUUUUGCAAAAUUUUUAAUAUUUAUGUCGGUUAUAUUUGUAAAGAGAAUUAACGUUUGGCAGUUAUCGAGAAUAUUUUUAUUUGAUAUUUUAUUUUCUUAUCGGACCGAACUCGAGUGAACGAUUGAUAGUGUAGUUUAGCUUAAGCGUUAAAUUAAUAUUAAGGACUAGUUCGUGAUUAAGACUGCCACAAAUAUACUCGUCUAGUAAGUUAGUUAUUGGGACUCAUGUGAUACUUCGUGCGGACAUUAAGUGUUAAACAUCAUCAUCUUUGGACCAAGAUAACCGUCGAUCGGCAUCCACAGGGCGACUCCACACCAUUAAUAAUUAAAAAAAAAGAUCCAUCGGAGGCCACGGGCAUAUUUUGGUCUGAAUAAGUCUCAAAAAUCAUAUCUAUGAACGGGCAAUGCGGCGCAAGUAGCGCGGUGGGGCCCAGCCCGCCGCCCGCUCGGCCAAUCGCGGCGCGCGACGCCGAUGAUGUCAUCGGAGGAGGAGGAUACCCCCUACUCAGAUAAGCUUCUAAAGAAACAGAAACGCGCCAGACAGCGCGUGGACGCCGGCGAGCCGCGCAAUUCUUACUCGACUCUCGCGACGAACGGUCCCGCGCCCGCGCGCUCCGCGAUGAGUGGCGGUAUUUACGGUGCCAUUUUCGAGGGCCGACAACACUUCGGGCUGUUCGGUCCCGGCUACGCGCAGGCCGAGAUGCUCAACGAGCUUCUCGGCCGCCCGCCGAAACAGGAGGACGGCAGCGACGAGGCUGCCAGUGGCGGCAUUGCUCACAGAGUGCUCAGAGACAUUUUACAGAGCCGCAAGGAACUCAUGCGGCUCUCGCCGGACAACAAUAAUGUGAUAGCGAAUAAUAACAAUGACGAACCGAAGAACGAGAAGCGGUCGCCCGAGCGGCCGACUUCCAGAGAUUCCCGGCCGGAUCUCGACGAUGCCCUGCUCGCGUUGGACAGUGCCGGUGAUUCGCGAACGUCGCCGCCGCCCGCGCCGCCUCCGUCCGAACCGUUGCUGGCUCCCAAGUCGGAGCCCGAGGACCGCGACAGCGACGCGCAGCGCUCCUCCCCGCGGCCGCAGGAUGUGAAACGUGCCCGUGUUGAGAACAUUGUGUCGACCAUGCGCGCCAGCCCCGCGCCGCAGCCGCAAGUGAACGGGUGCAAGAAGCGGAAGCUGUACCACCCGCAGCAGCACGACGGCGCGGCCGAGCGCUACGGCACCAGCCACGGCAGCAGCGCGCACACGGUCAGCGAUGACUCGGACGACGACGGCGACCGGCCACCUAUACAACAAAAGUUAGUAGAAAAGAAUGCUUUAAAAUCACAACUUAGAACUAUGCAAGAACAAUUAGCUGAAAUGCAAGAAAAAUAUAUGCAGCUGUGCAAUAGAAUGGGCCAGGACUCAGAAACGGCCGAUAAUGAUGGCAGUGAUGUCGAGCAAACGGAAGACCCCGUUCCUAAAUCGGAGCCGCCUUCGCCGGUGAAAGAAAUCCCGCCUCCCAUUCCGACCAGUGCUCCUCCAAACAUGCUGUCGCAAGUCAUGAGCAAAAUGAUGAGCGCGAAGAUGCACGCACAUGCAGCGGCACACUUCCCUCCGGGUCUCAACGGCACGCUGCCCAUGCUCCCACACAUCCCACCAGAACACAUGCAUCCCCCGCAUCCGCAUCAGCUCAACAAUGCCGCAGCCAUGUACCUUAACGUCAGCCAGAAGCUAUUCCUAGAGCAGCAAGAGGCCCGUAUGAAAGAAGCGGCUGAACAACAACAAAACAUGCAGCAGCAGAGGCCACAGUCCAACCAGCACUCUCCUCAGCAGCGGCAACUCGGCCAGACGCCCAAGCCUCCCCUGUCCUCAGAAUUAGCUGAAAGAUUAGACGCAAUACGUAGCAAUGCCGGUUCAGUAGGACCCGUUUCUGGUGCUGACUUGGAAGGUCUAGCGGAUGUUUUGAAAAGUGAAAUCACAUCGUCACUGGCUAGCCUCAUCGACUCGAUCGUGACUCGCUUCGUGCACCAGCGCAGAAUCAUGGGCAAGCAGUCGGAAGCGGCGGCGGCGGCGGCGGACCAGCUCAACAAGGACCUGAUGCGGGCGACGCGGUUGCUCGAAAGAAAGUCUCCGCAGCCGAAACCCCCAGAGAGGCCCUCAGGACCGAUGCAAGGCAUGUUCCAGGCGCCGCCGAAGCCGAUGGGCGCGAUGUACCCGAUGAACGGGCACUUCGAGCGCGAGCCGAACCCGGAGCAGAACGAGGCGCUCAGCCUGGUGGUGACGCCGAAGAAGAAGCGGCACAAGGUGACGGACACGCGCAUCACGCCGCGCACCGUCAGCCGCAUCCUGGGCGAGGGCGUGGGCCACUCGCCGGAGAGCAAGUUCCCGGAGUCGCCGUCGCCGCGGCCCUACCACGGCGGGAUGGCGCUGCCGACGUCGGUGGCGAUACCGAACCCGUCGCUGCACGAGAGCCAGGUGUUCUCGCCGUACUCGCCGUUCUUCGGCGCGGGCGGCGGGCUGGCGCGCUCGCCGCCGGCGCCGGAGCGCGACUCGCCGCCGCUGCCGCACGCGCCGGCGCUGCUGCACCCGGCGCUCCUGGCGGCGGCGCACCACUCCUCGCCCGACUACCUGCGCCACCACCACGCGCACGUGCCGCACCACCUCUCCGUGCCGCACCACCCGCACAUGGACGCGCAAGACCCGCACUCCGACUGCAACUCUACAGACCUGCCUUACGACGGAGUACAGCCUACUUCUUCGACGCUGACGCCGAUGCACCUACGCAAGGCGAAGCUCAUGUUCUUCUGGGUCCGGUAUCCGAGCUCCGCGGUGCUCAAGAUGUACUUCCCCGACAUCAAGUUCAAUAAGAACAACACGGCUCAACUAGUCAAGUGGUUCUCCAACUUUAGGGAGUUCUACUACAUCCAGAUGGAGAAAUACGCCCGGCAGGCCAUCAGUGAGGGCCUGAAGACGGCGGACGACAUCCACGUCGCUGGGGACUCCGAGCUGUACCGGGUGCUCAACCUGCACUAUAACAGGAAUAACCAUAUUGAGGUUCCGCCCAACUUCAGAUACGUGGUGGAGCAGACGCUGCGCGAGUUCUUCCGCGCCAUCCAGGGCGGCAAGGACACCGAGCAGAGCUGGAAGAAGUCCAUCUACAAGGUGAUCUCGCGGCUCGACGACCCCGUGCCCGAGUACUUCAAGUCGCCCAACUUCCUCGAACAACUCGAGUAGGCCUCCACGAGGCAACUCCAUGAGGCAAAUCGGCCUCGCCACAACAAAACUUUUGGAAAAAAUGUUUCGCACACCAAAAUUAUACGACACUCGCAUUUAGGCCUUCAGAAUCAAAAUUAUUAAUAAAAAAAGUUAAAUUAAAUUAUAAAUUUUGAAGUUGGACGUGGGACGCGCGCAAGCGCUCUAGACAAUUCAUUAGGUUAUCGAGUAAGAGAAAAUUUAAGUCACCUAGAAUUUUAUUUCUGCACAUAAUAUAUUUCGCUAUAUAUAAUUAUUAUUAUAUUAUUAUUAAGUAUUAUCUUAAAAUGGUUUUAUAGUUGUGUAUAUUAUCUUAAAAAUCAUUUAUUGAUUUACUCUUUAAGAAAAAAACGAUUAAUAUAUUAAUUGCUUAAGUUUUGA